CACAGACACACUAGUUACUCAUUUCCGUUCGUGUGUCUAUGAAAUCAAAACCAAACUGGAGUCAUAGUUAGAGAAGAGGAGUGCAAAUGUCAGGGCGCAAGCAUCUAGGGUCCUCUCGUGCUCUCUCCCAUUCUUCCUCCUCCCCCGCCGUCCGGGCCCUUCCGGUCGCCGCCCUUGAAGACCGCUUCAUCGCUCGCCACCGCGAGAUCCAGUCUCUCCUCCUAGACAACCAGCGCCUCGCCGCCGCCCACGUCGCCAUCAAGCAAGACCUCGCUGUCACCCAGCAGGAGCUCCGCAGUCUCACCGCCGCUGCCGCCAACGUUAAGGCCGAGCGCGAUGCCGAGGUGCGCGAGAUCUACGAGAAAUCGCUCAAAAUGGACGCCGAGGUCCGCUCCAUCGCCGCCAUGAGCUCCGAGCUCGAUCAGGUGCGGGCAGAUGUACAGGAGCUCGCCGCGUCGCGAAAGGAGAUAGCUUCAGAGCUGCAGUCGGUCGAGAACGACCUCGCGAGGGCACGCGCCGAGUCACAGUAUGUGCCUCCGAUCAAGGCUGAUAUAGAGGCCAUGCGCCAUGAGAUUCAACGAGGAAGGUAUUCUGUUUAUUUAAUUGCUUGUUUGUGUCACAGUUUGAGCAUAAUGGCUUUGAUUUUACAUUGAGAUUCAAUGAGGUCACAGGUUUCGCCUUGUGUGAACAGACUCUUCAAAUAUGCAAUAUAAGGCUGCCUACCAAAGACGAUUGUUUUGGCACUUGAGGUGCUCCUGACUAAACACAGUAGUAUGGGUCCUUGCUCUAAAUGGUUUUACUGAAAUUUUGAUUUUUUUUGAUUGGGCCUAAUGGUGUCUAUCAAUGUUGCUAACCCCAUCUACUGGGAUAAAAUUUGGUUAUUAUUGUUAUAUGACACUCCCAAUAGGUAAUACCAAGAUAACUUAAUAAUGGAUCUGCAUUUAAAUUCAUAACAUCAAAG
Messenger RNA from Gastrolobium bilobum, 961 nucleotides. Its product is annotated as protein FLC EXPRESSOR-like. The record is from RefSeq and is a predicted model, not a curated record. Lineage: Eukaryota; Viridiplantae; Streptophyta; Magnoliopsida; Fabales; Fabaceae. The coding region runs from base 87 to 653 and encodes 188 amino acids. The transcript has a single exon.